AUGCCGCUAUAUUCGGACGCCCCCGAUGCGCGCCAGUUUUACGAGGAUAAACCGACGCUGCUUGUAUCAUGGUGGAUCACGGUUUUUUGUGUGGCGAUUAUCCUGACGCGAAUGUCGGGUCGAUACGUACGAGUCGAGAAGUUACUCAAGGAGGAUAAGAUCGCUGCUGGAGCGCUUAUACCGAUGGUACUACGGGCUGUUUGUGUUCAUUUUGUGCUCAAGAAUGGAACGAAUAAUGUCAACUUGGAUGGACUGAAGUUGAGCGCGGAGGAUAUUGAUAAGAGGAUCGUUGGGAGUAAGAUGGUCCUUGCGAGUCGAGUAUUCUACGCUUCCAUUCUUUGGAUUCUUAAACUUACAACCCUCGAGUUCUUUGAACGUCUUGCUGGCGCUACACGACGCAGGUCACAUCGUAUAAUGAUCCACGCUAUGCGCGCAACCCUCGCCGUUACAUUCCUCGCCGUUGUUAUAAGCGACCUCGCAGAAUGUCAACCGUUCCCUCACUACUGGCAGGUUACACCCGAUCCUGGGCCCAAAUGCCGCCAGGGUUUCGUGCAGAUGCUCACAAUGGGAGCUUGCAACGCCUUCACCGAUCUUGUCCUCAUCGCCUUUCCCAUCCCCAUCAUCCUCUCUACACAAAUUGCCACCAAGCGCAAGGUUCUUCUCAUCAUGCUCUUCAGUUUCGGUUUGUUGACUGUCGGUAUUACGUUAUAUCGUAUCCCCCGCAUCAUUGAAGCAAACGGGAGUCAAGUCGUUCGUACAAUGUGGGCAUCAAUUGAGAUCCUCGCCGCCACAGCAGUCGGCAACAUCGUCGCGCUAGGUUCAUUCCUUCGCGACAGCGGCGUCAAGCGCAAGAAGUUCAAAGAGUCAAACAGCUACUCCGGCUACUCCAACUCGCGCUCUCAAUCGCAGCCUACGAAACUCACCCGCACGGCACACAGUCAGUGGGAGGAGGAGGAUCAUGUUCGUACGACAGAGGGGAUCUGGGCAAAGUCGCAUGAUACAAGCGAUUCGAUCUCUAAAGAUGAUGAUUUGCGAAAGUCGGGCGAAAGACCUGUUAGUCCGACGCAGAGUCACGACUCGCUUAUUACUAGGGAUCAAUUGACCGGGUCGAUGGAUCGUGAUGAGUUUGGGUAUCAGCAACCGCCGACGGCUGUUAUUGCUGGAGGAUCGAGACAGGUUCAGAGAGCGCAGCCGGCGAGGGAUAAUUGA
Fusarium redolens is the source of this 1209-nucleotide messenger RNA. RefSeq lists its product as uncharacterized. Bases 1 to 1209 code for a protein of 402 amino acids. The transcript has 2 exons. The record is from RefSeq and is a predicted model, not a curated record. NCBI's taxonomy places the organism in Eukaryota, Fungi, Ascomycota, Sordariomycetes, Hypocreales, Nectriaceae.